Molecule: messenger RNA, 771 nt
Organism: Scomber scombrus (Atlantic mackerel)
Lineage: Eukaryota; Metazoa; Chordata; Actinopteri; Scombriformes; Scombridae
Product: mesoderm posterior protein 1-like
Exons: 2
Coding region: 1-771 (256 amino acids)
Biological process (GO): regulation of transcription by RNA polymerase II; mesoderm formation; somite rostral/caudal axis specification
Cellular component (GO): nucleus
Molecular function (GO): RNA polymerase II cis-regulatory region sequence-specific DNA binding; protein dimerization activity; DNA-binding transcription factor activity, RNA polymerase II-specific
Source: RefSeq, a predicted model, not a curated record
AUGGAUGUGUCCUACUGCCCUCCUCUCCAGCUCCAGGAGAACUCUUUCCUCUUUGACUGCGAAUCUCUGCUGGACAAAUCCUACCAUCCUCUGGCCUUUGAUCCAGCCUCAGACCCUGGCUAUUUCAGCGCUGGCAGCAGCCUGUCUCCCACCUCUUCUGUGGACUCCUUCUGCUUUUCCCCCACCUCACUCCAAGCAAACGAAAGAGAUGCCUUGGACUGUUUCAUCUUUGGCAGCCCUGCAGCACCUCAUCAUAUCCACGAGACACAGACUCUGCCCUGCUCCACAUCCUCCACAACCACCUCAACAAUAAAGAAAUCCAGGUCCAGGUAUCCGGGUAAGAAGCGCCAGACAGCCAGCGAGAGGGAGAAGCAUAGGAUGAGGGAUCUGACCAAGGCUAUGCAUCACCUCAGGGGAUACCUCCCACCAUCAGUGGCACCAGCCGGACAGACCCUGACCAAGAUUGACACGCUACGCCUCACCAUCCGCUACAUCUCCUACCUGUCGGAACAGUUGGGCCUCAGCGAGGAGGUGUUGGAGCAAAGAAGCUCCUCAGGCUUUGUUGAGCAGCCUCAAACCCUGAACCAGUUCCUGGGUCAGCAAACCACCAGCUGCAGUUCACAAGAAUCAGGCGGUAACAUCAUGAACACAACCCAGCUGUCUUCUCUGCAGAACUCGUAUCAGGUUCCUAGUGGAGUUUGCUUCAACAACCAGCAGUACUGGAUGCCACAGGACCAACUCCCAAAUGUCACUUAUCCAGGACAAUGCUGA